AGUCAAAACGUCACAUUCGGAGUUCUUUUUUAGCCCAUCUUUUGUGGAUUGCACGUGGUUAAAUAAUAUUUAAACUAUUAACAAAAUUACAUAUAUAUGGGAUAAAGCGAUUUAAUGACCUAUCUUUUUAGAGAAUGGCAGCAACUAAGAAACAAAAGAAAGCCAUCGAGAGCAUUAACAGCCGUUUGGCUCUAGUAAUGAAGUCUGGAAAAUAUUGUCUAGGAUAUAAGCAGACAUUAAAGACUUUGAGACAAGGAAAAGCUAAGCUUAUUAUCAUAUCCAACAACACUCCUUCACUAAGGAAAUCGGAAAUUGAAUAUUAUGCCAUGUUGGCCAAAACGGGCGUACACCAUUAUACUGGCAACAAUGUAGAAUUAGGUACAGCAUGCGGAAAAUAUUUCCGAGUCUGUGCUAUGUCCAUUACAGAUCCAGGCGAUUCUGAUAUAAUCAGAUCGAUGCCCUCAGGUGAUGGCGGCGCUCCUCAAUAAAUUUAAGUUUUUUUUUAAUUUUAUGACCUAAAUAAAGUACUUUAUAAAUUA
Messenger RNA from Sitophilus oryzae (rice weevil), 539 nucleotides. It is a transcript of the gene RpL30, whose product is annotated as 60S ribosomal protein L30. Gene Ontology annotation, cellular component: cytosolic large ribosomal subunit. Lineage: Eukaryota; Metazoa; Arthropoda; Insecta; Coleoptera; Curculionidae. Gene Ontology annotation, molecular function: RNA binding; structural constituent of ribosome. The transcript is spliced from 3 exons. The record is from RefSeq and is a predicted model, not a curated record. The coding region runs from base 135 to 488 and encodes 117 amino acids.